Messenger RNA from Cicer arietinum (chickpea), 4542 nucleotides. RefSeq names its product nuclear pore complex protein NUP133. The record is from RefSeq and is a predicted model, not a curated record. Gene Ontology annotation, molecular function: structural constituent of nuclear pore; protein binding. Gene Ontology annotation, biological process: protein import into nucleus; transcription-dependent tethering of RNA polymerase II gene DNA at nuclear periphery; poly(A)+ mRNA export from nucleus. Lineage: Eukaryota; Viridiplantae; Streptophyta; Magnoliopsida; Fabales; Fabaceae. Gene Ontology annotation, cellular component: nuclear pore outer ring.
GUGUAUGAAUCGAAUUGAGGUUUGAUGAUUGAGAAAAUGGAAAAGGCUAAAAGUCCACCUAUGUGUUUUCUUCUCCAAUUCAAAUCUUCACUUCCAUAGUUGACUAGUAGUAGUAGCUGAGUUGAGUGUGACUGUAACUAAAAACCCUCCAUAAACCCUAAAUUCUGAAGCAACCAUGUUUUCAUGUGGAACGAAGAAGAACAAUGCCAGAGAUCAAACAUUGUUUGAUUCUCCAGUUACUCCUUCAUCUCACCGCCGAAUCUCCUUCAACGACAACGCCAUCCCUAAUCGUCCUCCCUCCGGCACUCCCGCUCCUUGGACGACUCCUCGCUUAUCUGUUCUCGCCAGGGUUCCUCAGGUCAAUAGAAAUGGAAAAGAAGAUAACGCUGAUUCAAUUCAACCUGUUUUUGUUUCCGAGUUUCCUCAUCUUGUUCGCGAUCAACAAUCCACCUCGUUGCACAAACGAGUUCCCUUUGAAGACGGUGGGUUUGGUGGGAUUGACAAGAGUACAUCACUUGCUUGGAUUAUUAGUGGAAGCAAGGUGUUUGUUUGGAAUUACUUGUCGCCUGCGUCUUCUAUGAAUUGUGUUGUUCUUGAUAUUCCUUUGAAUGAUGUGGAUGUUGCCAAUAAUGAUACUGGUAAUUGGUUGGUUUCUGUGGUUAAUUGUGAUAGUUCAUCUUUUGGAACGGAUAAGGUUGCAAAACAUUGUAACUCUGUCGCGGUUGUUUUGUGUAAUAGAAAGACUCGGGCUGUUUUAUACUGGCCGGAGAUUUAUUCUCAGUCAGGUAAUGCUCUGGUUACUAGUCUUGCGUCUUCUGAUGAGUAUGAGGCUGUCGGUGAGAAAACAUCAUUCAGUAGGCAGACACGACAAAGUAAGCCGGGAACUGGUUUGAAUGGAUUGAACGAGUUUAACUCUGUGAUUGCUUCUGCAGUUCCCGGUUGUAGCUUUGCUUGUGUUGCAUUUGCAUGUAGCUCAAAUGGAGAGCUUUGGAAAUUUGAAUGCAGUCCUACUGGCAUUCGUCGAAGGAAAGUUUAUGAAAAUAUCGUGCAGUUCCCUCUCAAAGGGGGUGAUUCAGGUAAACUCGUGGGCAACAAAGGGUACCCGAGGUCGCUGACAUGGCGUUUUCCACAUCAUUCUACUAAGGAAUCAAAUCGGCAGUUUUUGGUAUUGACAGACUGUGAGAUACAGUGUUUCAGAGUAGAGUUUAGUUCUGAUAUGCAUGUUUCAAGGCUUUGGUCUCAGGAAAUCGUUGGAACAGAUGCUGAGCUUGGCAUUAAGAAGGAUUUGGCAGGUCAAAAGGGAAUCUGGCCUCUUGAUGUGCAGGUAGAUGAUCAUGGUAAAGUGAUCACCAUUCUUGUUGCAACCUUUUGUAAAGAUAGGAUUAGCAGUUCAAGCUACAUGCAAUAUUCUCUUCUAACCAUGCAAUAUAAGUCAGGAAUGAAUGUGGUCGAGAGUACAAAUGAGAGGGUUUUGGAGAAAAAAAACCCUAUUGAAGUGAUCAUCCCAAAAGCUAGAGUCGAAGAUGAAGACUUUUUAUUUUCCAUGAGGCUUCGGAUAGGGGGCAGGCCGUCCGGGUCGACAGUCAUAAUAUCUGGGGAUGGAACAGCAACUGUAUCUCAUUAUCAUAGAAACGCUACACGACUCUAUCAGUUUGAUUUACCCUAUGACGCCGGAAAAGUACUUGAUGCAUCAGUUCUUCCUUCUGCAGAUGAUUAUGAAGAAGGGGCAUGGGUUGUAUUAACUGAGAAAGCAGGAAUAUGGGCAAUACCAGAGAAGGCUGUCAUACUUGGAGGGGUUGAACCACCUGAGCGGAGCUUGUCACGCAAAGGCAGCUCAAAUGAUCGAUCUGCACAAGAAGAGAUAAGAAAUCUUACAUUUACAGGCAAUUUUGCUCCUAGAAGGGCUAGUUCUGAAGCAUGGGGUACUGGAGAUAGACAAAGGGCAGCUUUGAGUGGGAUUACACGUCGAACUGCACAAGAUGAAGAAUCAGAAGCUUUACUAAAUCAUUUUUUCAAUGAGUUUUUGUCAUCUGGUAAAGUUGAUAGCUCUCUUGAAAAGCUAGAAACUUCUGGUUCAUUUGAAAGGGAUGGAGAAACCAAUGUUUUUGUGCGGAUGAGCAAAUCAAUCAUUGACACCUUAGCUAAACAUUGGACAACAACCAGAGGUGCAGAGAUUUUGUCCAUGGCCGUUGUUUCCAACCAACUCUUGGAAAAGCAGCAGAAGCAUCAAAAGUUCCUUCAUUUUCUUGCUUUAUCCAAAUGCCAUGAGGAGCUGUGUUCUAGGCAGAGACAUGCCUUGCAAAUUAUCUUGGAGCAUGGUGAAAAGUUAUCUGCAAUGAUUCAACUGAGGGAACUGCAAAGUCUGAUUAGCCAGAACCGUUCAACUAGUGUUGGAUCCUCAAGUGCUAAUGUAGAUAUUCAAAUGUCAGGUGCCCUUUGGGACAUGAUACAGUUAGUUGGUGAGAGAGCUCGCCGGAAUACUGUCCUCCUGAUGGAUAGAGAUAAUGCCGAAGUGUUCUACAGUAAGGUUUCAGAUCUUGAAGAUUUCUUUUACUGUUUUGAUGCAGAGUUGGAGUAUGUUAUAAGACCAGAGCAUCAGUUCGCAAUCCAGAUCCAGAGAGCAUGUGAACUCUCAAAUGCAUGUGUUUCCAUAAUUAGGACAUGUUUUGACUAUAAGAAUGAGAAUCGAUUAUGGUAUCCACCUCCUGAAGGUUUAACACCUUGGUAUUGUCAACCUGGUGUCCGUAAGGGAAUAUGGAGUGUUGCCUCUGUCUUACUUCAGUUGUUACAUGAUACAUCUGGACUUGAUAUAACAGCAAAACUGGAGUUAUAUAAUCAUUUAAAAGCACUAGCCGAAGUGCUACUUGAGGGAUAUUCUGGUGCCGUUACUGCUAAAAUUGAGCGUGGAGAAGAACAUAAAGGUCUAUUAAAUGAAUAUUGGGAGCGACGGGAUGCGCUACUUGAAUCGCUUUAUCAACAAAUCAAAGAAUUUGAAGCUACUCAUAAGGACUCUAUUGGAGCAGCUGAAGAGUGGAAUGAAGAAGCCACAAUGAAGGUUACUUCGCAUCUGCUAUCAAUUGCUAAACGACAUGGAUGCUACGAAGUUAUGUGGACUAUAUGCUGUGAUGUAAAUGACUCAGAGUUACUGAGAAAUGUUAUGCAUGAGAGUUUGGGACCUACUGGUGGAUUUAGUCAUUAUGUUUUUAAGAAACUUCAUGAAAGCAAACAAUUCUCUGAGUUGUUAAGGCUAGGGGAAGAAUUUCCAGAAGAACUGUCCAUUUUCUUGAAGGAGCAUCCAGAUCUUCUUUGGCUUCAUGAUUUGUUCCUUCACCAUUUUUCCUCUGCGUCAGAAACACUUCAUACAUUGGCUCUUGCACAAAAUGUGCAGUCUACUGCAGUUACUGAAGAGAAAGAACAGGUGCAAUUGAAGUUAAGACUAACAGAUAGAAAGAAUCUUCUAUAUCUAUCUAAGAUUGCAGCCUUUGCAGCUGGUAAAGAUGCUGGUACUCAGGUGAAGGUGGAUCGCAUUGAGGCUGAUUUGAAGAUUCUAAAGUUGCAGGAGGAAGUAAUGAAACGUCUUACUUCUCUUGAAGAUAAGCAACUUGGUGAUGAUCAGCUGCUUCAUCCUGAAGACUUGAUUAAAUUGUGCUUGGAAGGUGUAGAGCGAGAGCUUUCGUUGUGGACAUUUGAUGUCUUUGCAUGGACCAGUUCUUCGUUUCGCCAGACCCACAGAAAACUUUUGGAGGAUUGCUGGAAGAAGGCUGCCAGUCAGGAUGAUUGGAGUAAAUUCCAUGAUUCAUACAUGGUUGAAGGAUGGAGUGACGAGGAAACCCUAGAGAGCUUGAAAAAUACUAUAAUUUUCCAGGCUUCAAGCAGGUGUUAUGGACCCCAAAGUGAAACCUUCGAAGAAGGGUUUGACCAAGUAUUGCCCUUGAGUCAAGAAAACAUGGAGACUUCGACUUUGGGGGAUAUGAGCUCUUCAGUUGAAACAAUAUUGAUGCAGCACAAAGAUUUUCCAGUUGCUGGCAAGCUGAUGCUAAUGGCAGUCAUGUUGGGUAGUGAGCACCGUAGUGAUAACAAAAUAGAAGAAGGGCCUUCUCCUAUGGAAUAGUUUGGCCAAAGAUCAUUUCUAACCCGUAAUACAAAGCUGGUGCAGGUUUUGUGCUAUCAUGACAUGUGAAAUACAGGUCUCGUGUUCGUCCCUCAUUCUAUUUAUUGCAUUUACCCUGGAUGAUGUUGAUAGUGGUGCUGGGUAGAAGUUAUGGUACAGAGACAUUUACGCCAGUAUCAAAAGUCAAGAGAAAGGGUUAAAUGUAAAAGAAUUUGUUUCUUGUUUACCAUUUUAACACCAUUACUUAGACAUGGUGACGAAACGACGAGCAUGAACUGAAAUGAUGGCUUACUAUUGAUCAAAUUUAUAAUGUACUUUGUCUUUUACCAAUUUUUGUCUUUAUUUUCAUUAUAAGUUGUCAACUUCAAACAAGCAGUACAAGUUACAGUUGUCCAUUUUAACUCCCACAAUUAUUAUUAUUAUUAUUAUUA